UCUUCCCCUGCGGCUACAUCACCGUUUCCCGUCCUUCUGGCAGCUUGCUCUUCACCACAACAUCACAUCUUUCUCAUCACUGCCUGUAUCAAAAGGCUUCUUCAUCUUUUCAUAUUUGCUGCGUCGUCUAGAUCCAUCCUUCGUUUUCCAUCCUCCGGCUUCAAGGUCUAGCAGUUCCUUCAGAUCCAAACACCGGUUUCCGGAGCAAUUAGUACCAUCGAUCUUGCCAUCUAGAUACACCUCACAACAGCCAUCAUGUCUGAUCAACCAGACCACUCUCAGCACAAACCGCACCACAAGGUGAACCUGAAUGAUGCCUCGGGCGCAGAGAAGAAAGAAGAGCUUGAUACCUCAACUGCGAUCCUCAAGAAGAAGAAGAAGCCAAACUCAUUGAUUGUCACGGACGCCACCAACGAUGACAACUCGAUUAUUGCUCUUUCCAACAAUACUAUGGAGACGUUACAGCUCUUUAGAGGAGAUACAGUGCUUGUCAAGGGCAAGAAGCGAAAAGACACCGUCCUUAUCGUCCUUGCCGAUGACGAUCUCGAUGAUGGAAGCGCUCGAAUCAACCGCGUGGUCCGUCACAACUUGAGAGUCAAGCACGGCGAUAUCAUCACCGUACACCCUUGCCCUGAUAUCAAAUAUGCCAAGCGAAUUGCCGUCCUUCCUAUUGCCGACACAAUCGAGGGUCUAACUGGAUCUCUCUUUGACGUCUUCCUUGCACCAUACUUCCGCGAAGCCUACCGUCCCGUCCGACAGGGAGAUCUCUUCACUGUCCGAGCGAGUAUGCGACAGGUGGAAUUCAAGGUCGUAGAGGUGGACCCUCCGGAAUAUGGUAUCGUGGCGCAAGAUACAGUCAUCCACUGCGAAGGCGAGCCUAUCCAGCGAGAAGAUGAGGAAGGCAACCUGAACGAGGUCGGCUACGAUGAUAUCGGUGGUUGCAGAAAACAAAUGGCCCAGAUCCGAGAACUCGUGGAACUGCCACUUAGACAUCCGCAGCUCUUCAAGUCUAUCGGUAUCAAGCCUCCCAGAGGUAUCCUCAUGUACGGUCCUCCUGGUACCGGUAAGACGUUGAUGGCUCGAGCCGUGGCCAACGAGACUGGUGCCUUCUUUUUCUUGAUCAACGGUCCCGAAAUCAUGUCAAAGAUGGCCGGUGAAUCAGAAUCCAACCUAAGAAAGGCAUUCGAGGAAGCGGAAAAGAACUCGCCCGCCAUCAUCUUCAUUGAUGAAAUCGACUCCAUUGCUCCCAAGCGAGAAAAGACCAACGGCGAAGUCGAGCGACGUGUCGUCUCGCAAUUGCUUACCCUAAUGGACGGUAUGAAGGCUCGUUCUAAUGUUGUCGUCAUGGCUGCCACCAAUCGACCCAACUCGAUUGACCCCGCGCUUAGACGUUUCGGUCGUUUCGAUCGCGAGGUCGACAUUGGUAUCCCUGACCCAACUGGGCGUCUCGAAAUUCUUCAGAUCCACACCAAGAACAUGAAGCUGGCUGAAGAUGUCGACCUUGAAUCCAUUGCAGCAGAGACUCAUGGUUAUGUUGGUUCGGAUAUUGCCUCUCUCUGCUCCGAAGCUGCCAUGCAACAGAUUCGUGAGAAGAUGGAUCUUAUCGAUCUUGAUGAAGACACGAUUGACGCUGAAGUUCUGGACUCGCUUGGUGUAACCAUGGAGAACUUCCGAUUCGCUCUUGGUGUUUCCAACCCCUCGGCUCUCCGCGAAGUCGCAGUUGUCGAAGUGCCCAAUGUCCGCUGGGACGACAUCGGUGGCCUCGAGGGUGUCAAGCGCGAACUCAUCGAAUCAGUCCAGUAUCCUGUCGACCAUCCAGAGAAAUUCCUCAAGUUUGGUCUGUCACCGUCCCGUGGUGUCCUGUUCUAUGGUCCACCGGGUACUGGUAAGACUAUGCUUGCCAAGGCUGUUGCCAACGAAUGCGCUGCAAACUUUAUCUCUGUCAAGGGUCCUGAGCUGUUGAGUAUGUGGUUCGGAGAGUCUGAAAGCAACAUCCGAGACAUCUUUGACAAGGCCCGAGCAGCUGCUCCUUGCGUUGUUUUCCUUGAUGAACUCGAUUCCAUUGCCAAGUCACGAGGUGGUUCAGUUGGCGACGCUGGUGGUGCUUCUGACCGUGUCGUCAACCAGCUUUUGACCGAGAUGGACGGCAUGACUUCUAAGAAGAAUGUUUUCGUCAUUGGCGCCACCAACAGACCCGAACAGCUCGACAAUGCUCUUUGCCGUCCUGGUCGUCUCGAUACCUUGGUUUAUGUGCCUCUGCCAGAUGAAGCCUCGCGUGCUUCCAUUCUGCGAGCUCAGCUUCGCAAGACCCCAGUUGCUCCAGAUGUCGAUAUCGACUACAUUGCCAGCAAGACCCACGGUUUCUCUGGUGCCGACUUGGGCUUCGUUACCCAACGUGCUGUCAAGCUGGCAAUCAAGCAGUCCAUUUCGGCUGAUAUCGAACGUCGAAAGGAGCGUGAAGCUGCUGGUGAAGACUCCAUGGACGAGGACAUGGAUGACCCCGUGCCAGAACUUACCAAGGCUCAUUUCGAAGAGGCCAUGCAAGCUGCUCGACGAUCAGUCAGUGACGUUGAGAUCCGCCGAUACGAAGCCUUUGCUCAAGCCAUGAAGCAGAGUGGUGGCAGUGCUUUCUUCAAGUUCCCAUCUGCUGAGGAGACUGCUGCAGCUGCCAACGGCAAUGGUUUCGGAGAGGCUGGCAACGACGAUAGCUUGUACGAUUAAGGCAUGAGUGCAACAUAGGGUAAUUGAUAACUGGUGCAGUAUCUGCAUGGCAAUGAAAGUGGAAGAAGGUUGGCGUUGCGAGUCACCAAGCUCGAGAUCUCUACGGAGUACCCAGGUGGCGAGGCAUGGCUCUAGCAUUUUGUUACAAAUGGGCCACCGACUUUGUUGUAUUCUAACUAGAGAAUCAAGUGAAUAAAAUAGAAUGGGUGAACACAGUAUGAAUAUUCCGUACUUUGCAAUAGCGUGUGAUGUUUUCUUGGAGGAUUUUGUAGUUUACAAUGCAUAAAGGCCAUCGAUGUAG
Exophiala oligosperma is the source of this 3022-nucleotide messenger RNA. RefSeq names its product cell division control protein 48. Gene Ontology annotation, biological process: autophagosome maturation; retrograde protein transport, ER to cytosol; mitotic spindle disassembly. Gene Ontology annotation, molecular function: ATP binding; ATP hydrolysis activity; polyubiquitin modification-dependent protein binding. Bases 256 to 2721 code for a protein of 821 amino acids. Gene Ontology annotation, cellular component: nucleus; cytosol; VCP-NPL4-UFD1 AAA ATPase complex. The record is from RefSeq and is a predicted model, not a curated record. The transcript is spliced from 5 exons. NCBI's taxonomy places the organism in Eukaryota, Fungi, Ascomycota, Eurotiomycetes, Chaetothyriales, Herpotrichiellaceae.